UCACAUCCGUUAGCGGCUGCAGAUGGACCUCAGUGUUCAGUAUCUGGCGUGUACAUGAACUACAGCAGGAGUAAUGGGACAAGACGCAGCAGUAAUGUUUUUGAGUUGCCACCGUAAAUAGAAUGAAUAUCAAUAGAAAAAAUGCAAUUUAAUUAAAAACAGUGUCAGUAACGUUCCACUGGCUCAGUUCAGCCUCGCUGCUGUGAUGGUGCACGGAGAUUACUCCACCGGAGGGAAAUCAAAAGACCAUCAGAUGCUUCCCUCCAAACACCUGAAGACUGUGGGGCAGAUGCCUUUUGAGAGAUAUGUCACCACUUACAGCAGAGACUAUAAAGCCUUCAGCCAGCGUCACACACAGCUCGACCAGCUGAAGCUCAGAACUGAAGCUCAAGCUGCUCCUGUGUUCAUCAGCCCACCUCAGACUCUUCAUGAAACCUGGUAUAUACUUCAUCAAUACUUUUACAAGACAACUAACAGCAUCUACGGCUCAAGUUUACAGCCUAACAGUUCCCUCUUCCCUGCCUCCUCGGGUCCAUGUGGCGUCCCUGCUGCUUCCAUGUCUGAGGCGUCUGGGGGAGUUGCAAGGGAGACUGGGCCUUUCCCUGGUGAGGAGAGAGGUCAGCUGCACAAUGCUUUUAGUGGAAAGGCUAAUGUGUUGGGGCAGCAGGAAGUGGAAGAAGAGCCACAGCAGAAGAUUGAUGUUGUCUACGAGGAAAAUGUUGAAAAUUGGGAUAACAUCGUGGGGGGCUUGGGACCGGCUACUGGACUGAGAAGCAGCACCUUCCUUCAGUUUACUUCCAUGCAGUGCAGUUGCUGUGCAUGGGAAACUGACUCCGCUAAUCAUUUUUGCCUCAUGAUGAAAACCUGCAUCCCUCGUAGCAGCACACUUCCUCCGGCCCACGUACAGCCGACGGUCUGCUGCACAGAGCCCAGCAGGGAGGUACCGUUGACAGAGUACCAAGCCAGGUACACUGCUGAGUGGGCCCAGCCUAAAAUGCAGCAGAGAGACAUUCACCAUCGUGAUUGACCUUCACAGUGAGUCUCAACUUUAUCUCAAUACACAGCAGAUUAGCACAAAAAAACAUUCUUUGUGUUUUGUGUCAAACAGUUUAAAGUGCUUCAUGUCAGCUGCUUCUUCAUCCAGUCACCAGUACUUUUCUGUUUGAAUGGUUUGCCACAUGUGAAAAAUACUUCCUACCCGAGGAAGAGGUCAAGGUGUCUCGCCUCAGGAUACAGAAGUUAAGGAUGAGUCAGAGCAGUAAACCCUCUGCUGGCAGGCGGGCACUUAAAGGAGACAUGUGCGUCUUCUCCUCCAGACAGUUUAAAUGUGCAGUAGUGGAAGAAGAACAACUA
This is a messenger RNA of Cottoperca gobio, 1353 nucleotides long. RefSeq lists its product as uncharacterized. The record is from RefSeq and is a predicted model, not a curated record. Bases 206 to 1027 code for a protein of 273 amino acids. The transcript has 8 exons. Lineage: Eukaryota; Metazoa; Chordata; Actinopteri; Perciformes; Bovichtidae.